Microsporum canis CBS 113480 is the source of this 2502-nucleotide messenger RNA. RefSeq lists its product as hypothetical. The transcript has 4 exons. Lineage: Eukaryota; Fungi; Ascomycota; Eurotiomycetes; Onygenales; Arthrodermataceae. The record is from RefSeq and is a predicted model, not a curated record. Bases 1 to 2502 code for a protein of 833 amino acids.
AUGCUACCAAUUCCUCGCCUCGAGUCUCGAUCUCAACUGAACCUCACUUGGCCUCCAGCCGUCAAAUAUACCCAUCCUAACACUUGCCCCAACGGUGUGACUGCUCCAUCUAUAUCAGGAGCCAAAACUUCCCAUGGCUCCCUCUUGGUUGGAAAGAGUAAAAGCCUUGGUAGCUUUCCCGAAGUCACCACAGAAGGGGACAUUAGGUUAUUGCGGUUGCGGCCCGGCCAAAACGAUGACCCGAUCCACGGAGAAAUAGAACUGUUAUCUUUGAAAGACGAUACUCAGUCUUCAUCGUAUCUAGCCUUGUCUUAUGCUUCCUCUGACGAAGAUGGUGGCCUUCCAACAAAAAGUUGCCCAGUAUAUGUUGGCCUAUACUGGGAUGUUAUAUACACCACAAAGAAUUGCGGUGAUGCUCUCAGAGCAGUCCGCCAUCAAGGCACGGAUCUACCGGUUUGGGUGGACGCUGUUUGCAUAGAUCAGCAAGACAUUGACGACAAGACACGGCAGGCCAGCUUAAUGAGGGAUAUUUAUACCAAAGCGUUAAAGGUGGUGGUUUUUGCCGGAAACCCCUCUUCGGACAGCGAUGUGGCUCUUGAUCUUUUGGCCAUGUUAGCAAAAGGGCCAUCGGUGUCUAGUCGGGUGGCCGCCACCAAGGAGAAAUCGCAAAUUGCCCUCAAAGCUCUCAUUAAGCGGCCUUGUUUUUCUAGGCUAUGGGUUACCCAAGAAGUGUUUCUUGCUAGGAAUCUGGAGAUCCUCUGCGGUAACCGUUCAGAAAUCUGGCCUUCGUUGUUUUCCUUGCCUAGCGGUUUACGCAACAGCGCUUCAUUCUCGUUGCUGGCCCGAAAGAGUGGAGAUAUGCUUACACACACUCGCCUCCUCUUUGAACAUGCUAUGUCUCAUGACUGUUUGGAUCCUCGUGAUAAAAUAUUUGCAGUCCUUGCUCUUCUACACAAGGAAGGUGUACGACCCGAUUACAGCCUCCCUGUAGAGGUUGUUUAUACCGGUAUCACUGCCUAUCUAUUAAAAAACUGUCUUGCUUUUUGGCCGUUAAGUCUCCUGGGAAUGGGGAAACGAGGCUCGGGCUUACCGUCUUGGGUCCCUGACUGGUCUCAGCCCCUAUCGCUAGGUCAUAUAGACCUGGAGCAUAAUGCGGAGGUUGGUUUUCCUCAUAACCAAUUCUUCUUCGAUUUUUAUAAUCCCCAGGAACCAGGGACUCAGCCCGGGCAUAAGAUUAAAUUAUGCGACAUUUCUCCUAUGGAUAAGGUGAUUCCAGGCCCCGACCACCAACGCAUUAUAGUCUUGAAUAGGGGCUGCCAUGAUAAGGAGUACGAGAUAGGAGAAGAUUCUAUAUUUUUUCUGGAUGGACCAGAUUACCCGGUUAUUCUUAGAGGCCAUCCAGGGACCAACACGUAUUCAUUUGUGUCUGUCUGCGACAUCUUUCUGGUAAAGCCGGAAAACGGGUUAAAAUGGAGGGUUCCAUGUGGCCUAGAAGUGCACGAGUGGCCCCUAAAAGUACCCUUAAGGCUUUCUUCAGAGAGCAACAAGGCCAUUCAAGAUUUCCAUACCAGUCUAUUGGAGUUGUGUGGAGUUGAGCGAACACACACCCCGGAGGACACAGACGCUGACCCAGCCACCGCUGCAAGAACUGCGGUUCUUGAUUUUUGGAUUCUCUCCAUGACGGAUUUCAGAACGUUAGAAUCGAGAUUAAGAGCCAGGUGGCGAGCAUGCCAUGACGAUCUGCGGUGGAUAUUCCGCGACCAAGCCGCCAUCUGGAAGUUGAUUCAAGACAUGGACCAGGGGGACCAAAAUGACAUAUCAGGCGUGGGCUCAAUGGGCUUCGGAAAUCAAGCAAGCUUGGGGAAGAAUUAUUCUAUAGAUUAUCGGACCGAAUAUACGUGGGAUCUUCGGAGAUUUCUUUGGUCGUUUCUCAAUCCUAACACGGGAGCUUCGAAAGAUCUGGACGGCGCAUAUAACCCGGUAUACGAAAUGCUAAAAGUCCAUAUUCCUGAGAUCCGAUCAUGGGCCGAAGUAACCGAGAAAUUGAUGAACGCGAUUGACUUUUUACGGGCGGCCCUGGGGAAUGAACGAGAUUUUUUCCCUGGGGUAGAUCUCCCGAAUAAGUGGCGUUCUAGGUGGGAAAACUUUUCCAGGGCAAGGAGUGCAGAAGACCGCCCUGAGAGUGAGGCUUUCAACUCAGAGUGUUAUUGGGACUGGCCGGCGUUUGAGCGAUGUCUUGAGCUGAGGGAUACGCUCUUUGCCCAGGAUCUCCCUCCAGCAUUAGAUAUAACCGAGAACCUUGAGGGCCCCCUGAACUCCUACACAAUAAUACCAGAACGAAGUUGCGCGACAGCGGAGAUGGCUAAAGAACCUGACCCAAUAGCCGUCCCAAAGAAGACAGAUGGCCUCAAGGCGUCCGUUGGGCAUUCUUCGAGCGAGUCGUCCGGUUCUCCCACUUUAUCUCAUGUUACCAGUGCUUCCUCUGCACCAUCAGCCCCCUAA